AUGUCAUCGAAACAGAUCGGAAACGGCGGUACGUCGACAAAGGAAGGAAAUCGGAAUUGCAGAAAGUGCACUCGUACCGACAGCGCCGAUAACAUGGUGGGAUGCGAUGCCUGUGAAACUUGGGAACAUUAUCAAUGUGCAGGUGUUAGUGAGUCGAUCGAGGCUGUAGAUCGUAGCUGGAAGUGUGAACGCUGUAGAGCGAACACUGAAGCAAAAGAGGCCACAAAAUCAAUGGUCUCCUUUACCGGAACUUCGGUCAGUAAAGCAAGUCGUAAGUCACAGAGGAUAGAAUUAAGCUUGAGGUUGCUUGAAGAGCAGCGAAACAUCGAGAUGAAGCGGUUGGAAAAAGAAGAAGUUUACAUUAAGCAGAAGUUCAACCUGUUGGUACAACUAGGAGAAGACGAUGAAACGACGAGCAGGCGGAGUCAGGUCAGUGCUAAAAGCAAACGUGAACGGCUGGAAGGAUGGCUGCAAGGUACGAAGGUGGAUGCAGUCGGCACAGUGGAACCAGCACCGUCUGGUCAGCUCCCAGAGCCUGUAGCUGCAACAAUUCCAGUUGAAAUGAAUGGUGCUGCUAUGGCGAGUACGAGUACUCCAUUGUUACCAGCGGAAUCAGAGGUGAACUUCAUACGACAUUUACCCCAGAAGACUUCUACACCUACCGGUCAAAAAAUAGUUGCAUCAUCUACAGAAAUACGGAAUUUGAUAGGGCUGUCAAUGCCAGAGAAAGUGUCCAAUCCGGCGAAACAGCCUCCAUCUAUUAUUGCGAGAUCUAAAGUCGUAGCAAACACAUCGAGUCCCGUACUCUGCCAAAACGAAGCUCCGAUGUAUACAACGAAUAAUCCUGCACAUACGAAAACUCCAGGCGUGGUUUCUGUCCCGAAUUUCACACGUCUGUCAUUGAACUGUGUUGGUGUGACAGGGACAAGAAUGAGCACUUCAGUAGCAAUGUCGAAUAAUUGUAUCGUCUCGGAAUCAAACAUCAUCUCUCACCCGGUGUCAUGGCCACCAGGACCUGUAACUUCCGUCACACCGAUGUUCACAGGAAUUACAUCGUCAAUAUCCAGUUUACGUUCCCGGUUGAUACCGGAAUCCAAUAUCGUAUUUCAACAACCACUAGCGCCUGUCGCCCUCACUGCGUCAUCUAAUCUUCUACCCGUCCUGGAACCAAUACCGCAGAGACAGAAUUUGUACGGGUCGGGGGGUGAAAUUCUACAUGGACCUACGAACGCCCAGUUGGCGGCUCGGCAGGUUAUGCCAAAGGAACUGCCGAAGUUUACCGGUGAACCCCAGGAUUGGCCCAUGUUUAUCAGUUCCUUUAUAAACUCAACAGAAGUAUGCGGCUACACAGACGCUGAGAAUCUGGCUAGAUUGCAGCGUAGUCUUGGAGGUAACGCGUUGGAAGCCGUUAGAAGCCGUCUACUACUACCAGCUUCGGUGCCAUACGUCUUGGAGACAUUACGCAAAUUGUAUGGUAGGCCAGAAAUUCUUAUCAAUACCCUACUUAAACGGGUUCGUAGUGUAACACCACCGAAAUCAGAUAACCUUCACUCCAUCGUGGUGUACGGACUGGUGUGGGGUAUUUUCAAGCGUGGUCGAAUGGACGUCAACUUGGCUACGUUCAAUGAGUUCAUAUCGGAUUUGAUGAAUGUGGCUUCUGAUUUGAGUAUCGACAUCGACGCUGCUCAGAAUCACGCAAAGUGUUUCGGAGGAGAGAAGGGAAAGUCGAAGGAGAAGUUGUUCACCCACACACACGAGUCGACUGCUGUGAAAGGGAAAAUAGAACAAAUAGAGGUGUCUACGCUCAAAACCUGUUCCUACUGUAGUAGAAAUGACCAUCAGAUAGCGGAUUGUGAUAGAUUUCAGUCUUUGGAUGUUGACGGGCGUUGGAAGGCGGUUAGACAGAGAAACCUCUGUCGUACGUGUCUGGUACCACAUCGAAAAUGGCCGUGUCGAUCAAAGAAGGAGUGCGCUGUGGAAGGAUGUCGUAUUCAUCACCAUGCUCUUCUGCACAGUACUCGAGACCUCACAUUGGAUGACACAACAAACCCUGGACACACUGUUUACCAACAUCACCACUUUUCGAAUUCGUGCUCAUUGUUCCGGUACUUACCAGUCACUCUGUUCGGUAACGGCGCUACGGUUAACACGUAUGUAUUCCUCGACGACGGUUCUUCAUCUACCCUGCUGGAGGAGGAAAUAGCAGCACAGCUGGGAAUCUCUGGGGAGCCGGAUGUGCUAUGGUUGAGCUGGACAGGGAAAAUCGGCCGUCAAGAAAAGGCAUCGCAGCGGGUGUCCAUACAAAUAGCUGGAUUCGGUGCGAGAAAAACGCACUGUUUGGAAAACGUACGAACGGUACGUGAGUUGGGACUACCACUUCAAACGAUGGAUUACACCCAUCUUUCGAAGACUUUCCCCCAUUUACGAGGUCUUCCUAUCACCAACUACACUAAUGUCAGACCAGGUAUGAUAAUUGGACUAGAGCAUGUCCGGUUGCUGACCACAUUGAAGUUACGAGAAGGAGGUUGUAACGAUCCUGUGGCGGUCAAAACUCGUCUUGGAUGGUGUGUGUACGGUAGAUACACGGGUGGUGGCAAUCCUGUUGAACAUUUAAACGUCCACAUUAGUGGCGAUGUAAGCAAUAACCAGCUACACGACACAAUGAAAAAAUUCUUCCUUAUAGAAGAAGCCGCUGUGAGUAUAAAGUUAGAAUCAGCGUCUGACAGACGAGCUCUAGAGAUUCUAGAACAGACAACAGUUCGAAGAGAGAACCGAUACGAAACGGGGUUGCUUUGGAAAGUUGACCGCCCGGUUUUCCCUGAAAGUUUACCGAUGGCGAUGAAGAGACUUGUUGGCUUGGAGAGAAGGUUGACACGAGAUCCUGCGCUUCGAGCGAAAGUAGAGGAGCAGAUCAAAAGCUACGAGGAGAAGGGAUAUGCUCAUCGUGUUUCGAAGGAAGAAAUCGAACAUACAGAUUCGAAGCGGGUUUGGUACCUGCCGCUGGGAGUGGUUACCAGUCCAAAAAAGCCUGAGAAAGUUCGCUUCAUAUGGGACGCCGCAGCCAAAGUCAACGGGGUAUCAUUCAAUGAUAUGCUUUUGAAAGGUCCGGAUCUUCUCACUUCUUUAUUCGCUGUUCUCCUACGUUUUCGCCAAAGAAACAUCGCGGUGUGUGGUGACAUCCGUGAGAUGUUUCACCAAAUAUUAGUUCGUGAAGAGGAUAAGCAGUUUCAGCGAUUCUUAUGGAGGAACGAACCUUCGGAUGUAGCACAAAUCUGGGUAAUGGACGUUGCUACGUUUGGCGCAACAUGCUCUCCUUCAAUAGCACAGGCAGUAGACAUUAUAAUCGAUGACCAUUAUGUCGACGACUGCCUCUUCAGUGUAGACACGGUAGACGAGGCAGUGCAACUGACGCAGGAAGUGAAAGCCAUUCACGCAGCGGCUGGCUUUGAGCUAGUUAAGUUGCAGUCGAAUUCAACGGCUGUGCUGUCGUUUCUGGGAGAACCUGAUCGCCUAUUGUGCAAAACGUUGAGUGUUGACCAGCCAGAAGAAUCAGAACGCGUUCUCGGACUGAUGUGGAUUCCAUCUGCGGACAUUUUCACAUUUCAAGUGACGGAAGAUGUGCUACAGCUAAUUGACCGCGCAAUUGUCCCUACGAAAAGACAAAUUCUUCGAACGGUGAUGAAAAUCUUCGACCCGCUUGGAUUCAUUGCGCAUUUCGUUGUGCACGGCAAGACCCUGAUGCAGGAGGUGUGGCGCUCGGGUACGGAUUGGGAUGAAGUGAUAACAGAACACCUAGUCGACCGGUGGUUCCGAUGGACGGCAAUGCUUAAGCAAAUUAGUGACGUGAGGGUGCCACGAUUCUACUUCCGAGACACCGAUUUCCGGAAGUUUGGAGCAGUACAGGUUCAUGUUCUUACCGACGCUAGCGAGGAGGCAUACGCGUGUGUUGCAUACCUCAGAGUAGCUACAAGGGACGGGGGACGGUGCGCAUUCCUGACAGCGAAAACGAAAGUCGCCCCCCUGAAGCCGCUUUCUAUCCCAAGGCUUGAGUUGCAGGCGGCAAUGUUGGGAGCUCGAUUGAUGCAAACCAUUUGCACGGCUCUCACACUCAACAUCUCUAAACGUAUCUUGUGGACGGAUUCAGCGACGGUGCUAGCAUGGCUACGGUCAGAAACUCGACGAUAUCACCAAUUCGUGUCGUUUCGGAUCGGAGAAAUCCUGUCGCUCACCAGGAUGGAUGAAUGGCGGCACGUACCAACGAAAUUGAACGUGGCUGACGAGGCCACAAAAUGGGGCUCCGGGCCGAAAUUCGAUCCCUGCUGCCGUUGGUUUAAAGGGCCUACAUUCUUGGGUGAUGUAGAAGUGGCCUAG
Toxorhynchites rutilus septentrionalis is the source of this 4371-nucleotide messenger RNA. RefSeq lists its product as uncharacterized. The coding region runs from base 1 to 4371 and encodes 1456 amino acids. Lineage: Eukaryota; Metazoa; Arthropoda; Insecta; Diptera; Culicidae. The record is from RefSeq and is a predicted model, not a curated record. The transcript has 3 exons.